Molecule: messenger RNA, 2623 nt
Organism: Dromaius novaehollandiae (emu)
Lineage: Eukaryota; Metazoa; Chordata; Aves; Casuariiformes; Dromaiidae
Gene: CLVS1
Product: clavesin 1
Exons: 6
Coding region: 407-1405 (332 amino acids)
Biological process (GO): lysosome organization
Cellular component (GO): membrane; endosome; trans-Golgi network
Molecular function (GO): phosphatidylinositol bisphosphate binding
Source: RefSeq, a predicted model, not a curated record
GAGCUGGCGCUCUCUCAUUCACAGUUUUCUAGAGAGAUCUGAGCCUGAACCUGGGAGCCGGGAGAUCUUUCUCACCCGCCCAGCUCAACAGCAAGGACACCUACGGGGGGGGGAAUAUCCCACGCAGCCCCCCCGCCACCCCAAGGCAAGGCUGCCUGGCUCUAUGCAGUAAGUGAUGGAAUAAACAACACUUUCCUUUGGAUGGAUUAUACUACAUAUGAACUGCAUGUUGCUCUUUCUGCAAGAAUAAGAAAAAGCCUUCCACUUUCAUCUGUUAGAUAUCAGCUUGAUAGCAAAAAGCUUCUGAAUGGCUCACACUCAUUGCAGACCAUUAGUUAAAUGGGAUCAGCAUUUCUCCAUCUAAAAUAUCUGAAGUGAAGAAUUUGGAAAAGAGGUUUUCGCAGAGAUGACCCAUUUACAAGCUGGACUUAGUCCAGAGACUAUAGAGAAAGCCCGUCUGGAACUGAAUGAAAACCCAGACAUUUUGCAUCAGGAUAUCCAGCAAGUCAGGGACAUGAUCAUCACAAGGCCUGACAUUGGGUUUUUACGUACAGACGAUGCCUUCAUCUUGAGAUUUCUCCGAGCCAGAAAGUUCCACCAAACUGAGGCCUUCAGACUGCUGGCUCAGUACUUCCAGUACCGCCAGCUAAAUCUGGAUAUGUUCAAAAACUUCAAGGCUGAUGAUCCAGGAAUCAAACGGGCUCUCACAGAUGGAUUUCCAGGAGUACUGGAAAAUCGUGAUCACUGUGGCAGGAAGAUUCUUCUGCUUUUUGCAGCCAACUGGGAUCAGAGUAGGAACUCCUUCAUAGACAUCCUUCGGGCAAUUCUGUUGUCCUUGGAAGUUCUCAUCGAAGAUCAGGAGCUCCAGAUAAAUGGCUUCAUCCUAAUUAUAGACUGGAGUAAUUUCUCCUUCAAGCAAGCCUCCAAGCUUACACCAUCUAUCCUCAAACUGGCCAUUGAAGGGUUACAGGACAGCUUUCCUGCCCGUUUUGGAGGAGUCCAUUUUGUCAACCAGCCCUGGUACAUCCAUGCCUUGUACACACUAAUCAAACCAUUCCUCAAAGACAAGACAAGAAAAAGGAUCUUCCUCCAUGGUAACAAUCUGAACAGCCUUCACCAGCUAAUUCACCCUGAAUGCCUGCCCUCUGAAUUUGGGGGGACGCUUCCUCCUUACGACAUGGGGACGUGGGCUCGAACAUUACUUGGGCCCGACUAUGGAGAUGAGAACGAAUACACUCACACCUCCUACAAUGCAAUGCAUGUGAAGCAUGCGUCCUCCAACCUGGAGCGGGAGGCCUCACCCAAGCCCAUGAAGAGGUCUCAGUCUGUAGUGGAAGCCGGCACGCUGAAACAUGAAGACCAAGGUGAAAACGAGAACACCCAGCCGCUGCUGGCUCUGGAUUGAGUUCCAAAUCACUGAACACCCACAACUACAUUAACAGACUACAGUACCAGAAACUCACAGAGCACUUGACACACUUUGCACACACACAUGCACACACACAUCUUGCUUGAAAACAGGUCCUCCUUCAUUUUUCUAGACCAAGUAACAACUGUCAUCAGCCAUCUAUCUGUGUGGCCAAAGCUGAACAAAAAGGCAGAAAUUUCUUUUGACACAGGAUGCAAAGGAUGAAAAAGCAGGAGCCUGUCCAUAAACAAAAAAUUCGUUUCUUCAUUUUUUUUUGAUUUAUGGCAUUAAAAUAUUGGAAAUAAUGGGAUUGCAUUUUUUGUUUAAAGAAACCAGGGUGUGUCAGUAGAAGUUUUCUUGAAAUCUCCAGCAGGGAUGCUCAGUUUUACAGAAGCUAAGGUUAAAUGUAUUUUAAAGAAAAGCAUCUCAAAUUUAAAAUGUGCACUGUAAUUGGCAGUUUAAUGUAAUUCAGAGGGCAGAAAUAACAGCAUUUCCAACAUGCUUUAGUUUUAUGGAAGGAUUUGUGCUUCCUUUUUUAAUUAAAAAAAAAAUCAAUGCCAAUAUAACGCGAAUCAACACAACACACUCUGAUUGCAUCAUCCACACUGCUUAUAGGGGUCACUUAUUUCAGUAUCCAUCAAAAAUUAUUCUUAACUUUUGAAGCCCUUAUAAAACUGUCAGCUAAAUGUAAUGAGCUAUGUCGGCAGCAGACACACACAAUUUGAAAUGCAAUUAUUUAAUUUUAACGAUGUGUUUUUCCACAGGCAACUCUGCAGCCUGCUAGUAAGAUGUGUGCGUGCAUGUGUGUGUGCGUGUGUGCAUGUGUGUGUGAAAGGGGGUGGUAGGGAGACUCACUGGACACAUUCAUCAGUGAUUAAUGGCUCAGUCCAGAUUUUUUCAUUUAGGUCACAACUGCAAAUGAAAGCUCUGCAGAGCCAUUUAACCCUCCUCCCUCCUGCAGUCAGUGGAAGGUGUAGCCAGAGGGGUAUGCUAAUUGCAGAUGUGGGCUGUGGUUAAAAUGGAAAAGGAAAACUUUAAAAUUAAUUAUUUAGUAUAAGCUUCUGCUAGAAGGAAAUAUGAAAGAACAGAACAGAAGAACUGAAAUGCCAAAGAUCAGUUUGUUAUUUCUCUAUUUGCUCUACCUGCAAAAGGAGUCCCAUCUCUUCACUGAAAUGGAAGCCAGACUAAAGAAAUAAAAGAAAAACCGUUAUCAAA